Xyrichtys novacula (pearly razorfish) is the source of this 6516-nucleotide messenger RNA. Lineage: Eukaryota; Metazoa; Chordata; Actinopteri; Labriformes; Labridae. The record is from the annotation of a GenBank genome assembly.
GAAAUGAAACUUAGGGAAAGCAGCCGGAGCGGGGAGGUAACCUUGCAUUGAGCCCUCCCUGUUUUUGUCGAGACUUCAUAAGGAGUCAAAAUUUCUUUACCAACUUUACUGCCAGGAGUUGCACCUUGAAGGACAGCAGCCAGAGAAGGUAAUGUGCUUUAAUUGAAUUUUUAGCACAGAUAGCACAUUUUCAUGCAAGAAACUAUCAGGAAACAUCUUCAAACGCUUGUAGAUUUGCUGAAAAAACAAGUUUGACUCUCUUGUCUCUUGGGUUUUAUCACACUAAUUUAAAGCACUGUCCAUCAAAAAGAAGAUGUGUCUUUUAUUUCUGCUUCUUUGUCUUUAUAUCAGGUUUUUAACCCUGGUGUCUGAAAAUGCUCCCACAUCGAAACUUGUGCAUGCUGUGGCUUUUGCUACUUCUCUCUGUGUCUGGGAGUGCAUUCAAACUGAACCUGUUCAGUAAGUAAAACAAGUCAAACCUGUUAAAACCUUGAAAAAUACCUACUGUUUUUUUACUCAUAAUCUGUGCAUUGAUUUAUCCUGCACAGGCUCGAGUUUAUCUAAACAUUUAUGUGACCUCUCUGUGUCACGGCCUCGUGUUUGCAUACAGAGAGGACCCCUGGGCUGCAGGACGGCGAUGUGAGGCUGUUUGGCUCUGGGAGGGAUUCAGAGGGCCGUGUUGAAGUCUAUCACAAUGGGAAGUGGGGAACAGUGUGUGACGACGGCUGGGACAUGGCCGAGGCCCAGGUGGUGUGUCGUCAGCUUGAAUUUCCUGGAGCCAAAUCUGUUGUCACUGGGAAGGACUACGGACAAGGUGCCCUCCAGUUUCACUGCUCCUCCACCAGGGGGCAGUGAAAUAGUUUUACCCACUGAGAGGUUGUGUUUGAAUGAACCCGGUACAACAAAUUCAGCCACAGCAGAAGUGUCUGAUAAAUGCGUUUUUCUACUUAAUGCCAUUUACAGAGUUAUCCAAAAGGAUAACUAAUAUACAUUUAGACAAAACUACAUUAUUUAAGAGUGUAAGAGUUCAUGUGCUUGUUCCAAAAAAUGUUGGGACGUUGUGUAAAUGGUCAUAAAAUCAGGUUUCAUUUAAACUGCAUAUUUUGAAAAGGAAAAAUCACAAAAUUAGUGAUUAAAAGUUUAGAAAUUUCAUCAUCUAAAGUAGUUUUUAUAAUUAAGAGAGACACCUCGGUUUGAAAGGGAUAAGACUGGAUGACUGUGAUCUACAGGUUUAGGCAGACUCUGUAGUGGAAGUCACUGCAUGGGCUUAAAGGGAUAUUCCGGUGUAAAAUUAAUUUAGGGUCAAACACACCAAUACACCAAGUUAGAAACCCCCUCUAGAGAUGAAUGUUGCCGACCGCUUGCUUUUUUAGUUAAACCAACUUUAGAAACGACCGCACAAUAGCAAAACACAGUGGUCUGAGGAGCCAUAAACAAACCUCAACCAAAACACCACUCUAUAGCCACAAAUAAUGUUCAGAACAGCACCUAACUUCAUCAACAGUACAUAUAGGGUCCCAGUUAUAUUACUAGCCAUCAUACAUCUUUUUAACUUUGCCUAAUUUCUUUAGCAAAGAGACUAAACACAACUCACCUACUCUCUUCCAGCAGCUUGUUUGUAGCAAGACUUCAGGCAAGUAUAUUAUGGACAACUGCGGGGUGACACAGCUCAAGGAAGAACAUUUAUGAUCAUUACUUCAUAGAAAUGAGACGCUAAGGCAGAAGAACUACCGUGUCUACAAUGCGAAAUGAUUAAUAUGGUGAUUAUUACUUCAAGGAAAUGAUAAAGUAAUGAUCAUUAAUGUUCUUCCUUGAGCUGCGUCCCCCUGCAGCAGUCCGUAAUGGACUGGCCCGAGGUCUCGCUACAAACAAGCGGCUGCUGGAAGAGAGUAGGCGAGUUGUGUUCAGUCUCUUUGCUAGAGAAAUUCUCUUGAGGGGGUUUCUAACUCAGUGUUAUGGUGUGUUGGACCCUAAAUUAAUUUUACGUCAUAAUAUCCCUUUAAGAUUGAUCCAGAAAUGCAGACUAGAGCCUUACAGUUUGGUUUGUAUCAUUUUCAGCUUCAACACAUUUAAAACUGAACAUACGGUGUAAUAAAGAGUCAUGGUUGAACUGAAAUCGACAGAAUCAACAUUUAUUUCUGCUCGUUUUAUCUCUUGUAGCUCCUGGACCCAUUUGGCUGGAUGAUCUUGACUGCAAAGGCACCGAGAAUUAUCUGUCAUCUUGUUCUUUCAAAGCCUGGGGACUGACCGACUGUUCGCACAAAGAGGAUGUUGGUGUUGUUUGUGAAACAUACGGUACGUGGUCUGACGGAGGUGUUCUUAAACUGAACAGAUUUUGACACCUGUGUGCCAAGAUUAAAAGUCUGAAAAAUGUUGUGAUUCCAGGCAUGAAUACGACCGUUGAUGAUACCGUACACGAGCUCGAUCACAGCAUCAGCAUGUCCGAUGAGCUCGGCCAAAUCUUUGACAGCAGGAAGGGCUGUGAUUUUCACAUCUUAGCUCAGAGUGCUACUGGAAACAAAAACGAGGAUGGGACCCUUGAGAUGGUUGAGACGGAUAUUUGUGCGCACAGAUUGAUCCUUUCACAGUUUCCACUUUUCAACGCUUCAGAUGACAGCCCAAGUAUCACAGUCAGUAUGAGUCAUUCAUGCCAGCCACAUUUCACCUCCUUAAUCAGGUAAACUUGAAUUACUUUAGCCUAUUUGUUUUUUUAAAAACAAUUAAAAUGUGGAAAACGUAUUUAAAUAAUCAUAAUUGCGUUAUUUUUUUUUUUUUAAUAGGUAUAUUUACACUCGCAAAAUCGACGUGACCUUCACUUCUGCCCAGUGCCUCCACUGGAUGGCCUCAAAGUUUGGGAUGAAACAGCUGAUGGAGGACACAGGCCGGCUGUUCUCCAGAAUCCUCCCAGAAGAUGCCUCGUUUCAAACCCAGCUGUCCCUGUACGAAUAUGCAGAGGAAACCGGGGACUUGGUCCUUCAGGAGAACUGUAUUCAGUAUCUGGCCUGGAACUACGAAAAUCUGACCGCCUCCCCUGUUUGGACCACCCUCCCUGUGCAGCUCCUUGGGGCUAUUCUAUCCCGCUCAGACCUGGUGGUAAAAGAUGAAUAUUUCCUGCUACAGACUGUUGAAAAUUGGAUCGAAGAGAACAGCAACUCAACCAGUUUGGAGGCCCAGCUGGACUUGCUGAACCGCGUACGCUUUCCGAUGAUCCCUGUUGAGAACCUGUACGAUCUGGAGAUCAACUCUACUCUCUACAGCACAUUUACGAAUGUGUAUCGUGAAAAGACAUUGAGAGCAUUUCAAUUUAUUUCUCUCCCACUGAGAAAGCUCCAGUCUAAUCCAAAGUUCACUCUACAAGGGGACGAUUACAAACCCAGGAUCUACACCUCUGAUGCAUGGAGCAUUGGUUUAUCUCCAUCAAAUCAAGUCCAAACACGCUAUAAAUCUUCAGACAGAAGAAAUCGCUAUGGCUAUGAAUAUGACUAUCGCUACCGUCCCACUCCCAGUCCGUACGGUCAACUCGCUGGAUCCUUCACCACAUCUUUCCACUACAGCCUGAUGCUCAAGGGCCAAAAUAUGAACUGGCAGGCGAACAUCUUCACAAAUCGACAUGACUGUUCGAACUGGGGUAUAAGGUGCGAGUCCUUCCCGGUGGCGCGUUUUCGCAAUAACUACAGCCCGCCAAGCAACAUCGUCUUCAACAACCGGCUCGUAAUCGUGUGCGAAAACAAGUACGUCUUUCAGGUUCAGGACUUCAAGGAGGAUCUGGCUUAUAUCUCGAAGAGCAAUGAGACCCAGACUACCUACCCCUGUCCUGAUGGCCAGUACUCGUACCGCUUUGUCGUGAGACCGCUUCUAAUCAAUUAGUCUGCAAAUUACUGAGAAUUUUACAAUCAAACUGCGAUGUAAUCUUUAAACCUAUCAAAGAGCAGGGUUCGAACCUGCUCUUUUUUUAAGCGUCUAAAUAAUUAAUUGGUUGAUUAAUUAUUAAGUUACACAAAAGCUACUCAAAGUCUACCACCAGCAAGCCGCUGACAGCGCCAAGGACUUCAAUUUCAAAACGCCACUCACUGGAGCUUGCUGUUUCCACGGUUACAAGAGUUGUCCAGGGAUAGCGCAUUUGGUUUUUGCACAUUUGGUUGCCGACAAAGAUGCACUCAGAAGUUCCGCCCCUUCUUGAUUCUAAUUGGUGGAUGAUCAGAAGGUGAAAUUGAUUGACAAUGACAAUGACAUUAAUGUAGUUUUAACUAUAGACUGUACGAUUACUGGACGUAGCAAACAACAAACAUAUACUGUAUCCUCUGCCCACAUAUGCCGUAUAAAAAUAUGGUCAUUUUUUGAGUAGUAUGUUAAGUCUGUAGGCCAAUCAUGUGAUUAUGCUUUCUUUUGUAUUAUUUACUCUCACCUGUUUUGAUUAAAUGCUGAUCAAUAAAAGUGAUUCCCAGAUAAUUUUCUGUGUGUUGAUAGAGAUUUGUGCAUCAAAGUUUACUGCUUUAUAACCCAAUUUCUCCUUUACAAGAACAUUAAUUGUUAAUCAGUCCAUUGUAAACUAGCUUGAAAGACUCAAUCACCAUGGUUACAAUGUUUGGUGGACAAUAAGGUGGGAGGAAAUGGGCAUAUUAAGUGUAAUGUAGAGGUCAGAUUCUUUAAAAUGCUCCUUUACUCACCCCUUCUGUUCCAGAAACCAUGGUGGCCUUAAAGGUGGGGUAGGCAGGAUCUGAGGAAGUGCCAGUUUUGGGGAGAAAUCUUGAAUGUAAACACGACCCCUCCCAACCAGUUUUCCCCUCAGCUCCUCCUCUCCCCUCCCUCUCUGCUCCAGGAAGCCCCACCCACAGACAAACACUCCUGCUCGCUCGUAUCGUUUCAAUUAAAUUCAGAUAUAAUGCAGAUAAAUACUUCAGAUAAUUACAAAUGGGGCCCAGUCAAUGUGAAAGUAAAAAGCAUUGGUGCUACUGUAGAUGCCAACAGACUACCAGCAAACACAAUGUUUGCAGGACUUCUACAACUAGGAUAAAGUGACGUAGUCCAGGACCCGAGGGAGGACAGUUUAGCGGCACUACAACACGCAGCAGAAGAAACACUUCUGUUACAGACACUUGGCUUACUUUGUUAAAGCAGUUUACCUGUCCAGCAGAAAGGUUACAGGGUCUGUAAGAUCCCAAAGCGUCCCCCAUCCUCCUUUAUAAGCACCCAUUAUUCCGCCAGAGUCUCCGGUAUUUACUUCGUUUUCUUGCUUGUGUCGGCAGUCGUGGCCAAAGGAGGAUUCAGACAAUUUUCCGUACUUUCUGGUUGGUUUCUACUGUCCGAUAUUGUGGCACGCUAACUUUGUUUGGGCUCGUGAACGAUACGGGGAAGCAGUGUCUGCCUCACAACCAAUCAGGUUGGGGGAGGCGGAGAAUGGCUUCGUUCACAGUCAGAAAGAGCGGACCGCUCUAAAAAUUUAAAAUGUUGACAACACAGACAUAACAAAACACAGCGAUAUCAUUAUAUUACCAAAUGUCAUCAAUAACUAAUAACUGUUGACUGAUAUUAAAAGCCUUUUUUUAUAGACACCACAAAAAAGAUGCUUCUUUAAAGGAUUCCUGCCUACCCCACCUUUAAAGGAGAAGCUCCUGAAAUGUAUGAUAGGUAUAACCCACCAUUUGUCAAGUUUUUACUCACAAAUUGCUUUGAACGUGACAUCCACAUUGAUUUUAAUCAGUGUUACAGCUAGUUAAAAACUCCUCAUUGAGGCUUUAAGGUGUAAAGAAGCUAAGAGACUUUAUUUGCCAAAGUUAUGCUAUAUGCUAGCAUGCUAUAUAGAUCUCCUUUUAAGGAAUCAUAUGUGAGCAAAGAGGUGAACAAGCAUAUUGAGAAAGUCUGUUCUCAAAGUUGUGUUUUAUCAGGUCUUUCAUCAGUUUUUCUAUGUAACAAGUCAUGGUUCGUCAUCAGACUUCUCUUCCAUGGAAUAAAAUCCACAAACUUAAAACAAUCUGUUUUAUUUAGCUUUAUCAGAUAAGGUGCAAAAGAAAGGAGUCUGAUUUGUAAAAUGCUUGUGAUUAAGAAUGAUGGAAGCUUUCUCCUCUUGAGUCAUGGAAUCUUCCCGAGCUAUUUCACUCUCCCCACACGCCAGACUGUCUUCAAGUCUUCCUGCAUUUUCUCUUACACAAUAGACGGUCUCACUUUGACAACAUGCAGGCUUACAUGCCCGGGCAGGUGGGUUUAACAGACACAUACUAUAACACUCAGUGACUCAUGAGUUUUCUGAGAAGAGCGUGGGCAUGUAUCAGUAACAAAUGAUGCCAUCACAACAGAUAAUUGAUUAUUUGUAAAGGUCACAUGAUUGCUGUAUAUUUAAAUAUGACUCCUCUGCACGCACUCACGCUCAAGUGUUGCAUAAACACAUAACGGUUUACUUGGUACAAUAGCUAUGAUUCAUCUGCAGGUAAUCUUGUGUCACCCUCAUGAGGGAGGAGAAAGUAGAGAUGUUCAUCAUACCGUAGACUUGUUUUCAUGUGAGAAAUAUCUGGCUCCUCU